Molecule: messenger RNA, 4717 nt
Organism: Syngnathus typhle (broad-nosed pipefish)
Lineage: Eukaryota; Metazoa; Chordata; Actinopteri; Syngnathiformes; Syngnathidae
Product: dehydrogenase/reductase SDR family member 12-like
Exons: 14
Coding region: 3658-4686 (342 amino acids)
Source: RefSeq, a predicted model, not a curated record
GGUACAGUGUUUACGGAAGUCUGGUGGGGUUGUUUGCGCGUGUCGUAUUUACUGUGUCUAUCUCUUGUAUAUUUUCUAUAUAUUUAAAAAAUCCUGAGCUCUGUUCGUUCGUUCCCCUAUUUCCCUCCCGGUUUUAAUCAUCUGCUAAUUAUUUUAGAAAUUGGAUAUCCACACAUAAAUGUAAUUAUACUGAUAAACAUUCAAAAUAUAAAAUCGGCAAAAUGGUUUGAAUUUAUGGUUCAAAGUAGUAGGCGGGGGGUCCACUGUAUUUAAUAAUAAAGGUUGGGAAACUAGCUUGUUUACACACAAAACCUUUUUUUAUUAUUAUUAACUUCGACAUUUAUUUGCCACAGGAAAUAUGGCUCAACUGCCAGGAGAUGUCGACUGCUGGGAUGAAAUGCUUGUCCUAAUGGGGUCAAAUUGUAAAGAUAUCCAUGGAUGAACAAAAGGCACGAGUCGUACCACUAAUGUUGUUGGAACAGCAGUUUGAGUAGUGACAAGUACAACACUGACUCCUGCUCCAUCAUCACCAUUGGAUGCCAACAUGGUGGAGGAGAAAACAUCCCCUCAGACCACCUUUUUCAUUCACAAAGCGCCAACUGAGGACAGUCUGCUGUGGGCCGUGGAGGUCUGCUGUCUGGAGAUACGUAGUCCCCCAUUGUGGUCUUCACUGCGUCACAUAUUGAGGAAAAAGUCCUGGUGGAGGUCCUGAGGUGCGAUGACAGCUGUGAGUUGGGUGGCCCCCCGUUUGCAGCUGCAGUCGGAAGAUGCGUGGAGCCGAAAUGAGUGCGUGCGCUCUCCUCUGUUGCUGGCUGAUGUCUGGUGUGAGAGGAGGAACAUCCCGGGAUCAUAAAGGAAACCCAGGCGGAACGGUGAAGUCAUCCAUUCGGGUUGGGGGAAGCGAGUGUGUGUGCGUUUAUGUGUGUUUGGCUUGUGGUGAUGUAACAGUGCCCUCAAUCGGCAAAACAAUGGAACUGCAGGAGGAAAGGGACGAUUUUUUUUUGAAAAUCUUCUGCUGAGGCUUUGCUGUGUCAAAACAAAUCAAGAAAAUGAAUGGAUGGGUAAAAUUAUGUUUUUAGUGAGGGGAUUUUAUUCUUUACAAAUACAUACAGUAAUGACAUUUCAAUACAAAGGACAAGGACAGUCUGCGUAUUCUUUAUAUUUAUUGAAAUGCUUUGGAAAAAAAAAAAAACACAACAAGAUUUAACUGUCAAUAUGCGCAUCAAGUGAGAGGUGCCCCCCCAAAUCUCCUCCCUUCGGGGGCACGUUAGCAUGGCAUCUUGGAAUCACUAAGAUACUCAGAGAUGCAUUAACCAACAUCACAGCCCUCAAUUUUUCAGUCCAAGGCCUAUGGCUAGUACUUGAUGUAUUCCUUAGGGAGGACACACAAUCCCCCCCCCCCCCCCCCCCCCACUUGGACAGCAAUCUCCAGCCUGCAGCUGCCAAACGACCAGCAGAACACUUGGCUCAUGCUGGGUUCAAACAAGGGACAGGUGUGAUGUCAUCACUAUGAGACAGAAGUAAAGAGUGCUUGUUGGCCAUCCUUCAUUCCACAGGCCUCCAUGCUCUACCUCAGAUUUUUUUUUUUUUAAAUCCUUAUUGGACUCAGUCUGUGAUUUACUUCCCAGCUCUCUACUUCCACUUUGGCAAGCAGCACACGUAAUGAUCCAACUCACUCAAUCAGCAGUGCGUGUGUGUGUCUCUCUCUCGAAUCAUUACCUCCAAUUACAAAUGAAUCACCAACAUGCUGAGUCACUAGCCUGCUCUUCCCUUCCUCCCCAAAAGCCCCUAUUGAUGCUAUUGAGGCGGAAGCACACACAUGCACACACGCGCUAACACACACACACACACACAUACAAAAAGUCUCUGGACUAAAAGCUGGGGGGGGGGGGGGGGGGGACAGCAAUUACAAGCCAAGAAAGAGAACCGGGAUUGAUCCACCGUUAUAGAGAUUUAUAUUGCGAGAGAAAGUGGUGCAGUAGAUUUAUCAUGUGUAAAUAACUAGCUAUUUGAUUGAUUGAUUGAUUGAUUGAGUGAGUGAUUUGUUGAUUGGUUAGAAAAAUCUUUAUUAUUGUGUUUGAAGUGAGGCACGCAAUCCUACUGUGACUUCUUCCAAAUAGGUUGGCGCGUUGAACAUAUUCUUUGACUACUUUUGUCCAAAUUGAGCAAUUUAACUCACUUCAAUGUGGUUCCUUGGCACCAAGGCUUCACAAGAUGGUGGAGAAUCACUAAUUUAUUCCAAGUAAAGCUCGAAACGCAUUUCAGCAUAGUGCCAAAAUAAAAACAAUGUAUCAAAGAUUUUCACGCUUAGUAAGUCAGUGAACAACUUUGACUAUGAGCGGGAACAAAUAUUCUCGCAGUGGCCACCAUUGCAGUCUAAAAAUCGACAUUUACAUUCGGAAGUCACUUAGAUCAUUCUUGCAAAAUUCUUAAAAGGUGAAGACCAGUGCAAAGGUCUAGCAGAAGGCCAAAGCCGUUUUGAUGUCUUGCGUUUAAAGUAGGUCACUGACUGGCCUCAUCUCACGCUUCAAUGUACGCCCUAAGCACAUGGCUGACACUGGCAAUUGGCAUUAGACUGGCAGGCAUGCCUUGGUGGCUCGCUCUCUCGCUUUCUUUCUUUCGCUCUCUCUCUCUCUCAUUCCCGAGAUGCAUGUGGCACUUCUGUCAAAGCGACUGCUGAUGCUGUCAAACAUUCGCCCCUGCGCUGUCGCACACACACAAGUGAUGGUGAAUUUUAUGGAGGUCUUUUUUAGUGAAAAAGGUUUGUGGUACAUGCAUACAAAUCACUUUACACAAGUACACAACUUGGACUUGCACGCAUGCAAAUUACUGUAGACACCGCCACACACCUUUUUGACCUCCAUACCAGGGGUCACCAACUCCGGCCCUCAAGGGCACCAAUCCAGCCUCUUUUAGGUGCAAAUGAUCAGCUCAUUAGCAAGCUCUGUAAGACUGAUAACGCCACCGCCAUCUUGGAUGUGGCAGGUAAGGCUGCCCCUUACGUAAGUGCUCUACUUGGAUUAUUGAGUUCCUACUAAAAAAAACUAUGCAACGAGUGCAAAACCAAAAUAUCUUACUGGCAGUGAUAUGCAGUACAAUUACAUAUUACGUGUUGUUCCUGAUUAUUUACUAACCGUACACACUUUCCCCCUUAGGAAAUAAAGUAGGUAGGAAUUGAUCAAUUCGGAUUAGCACACUCGUCAGUAACUAAAACUAAAAGUAAUUGCGCCUCAUGAGCAAGUAUGCAAUGUUUGAACUUUUUCUUUUUUAGAAUAAAUAUUCUGCAGAUUGAUAAAGGCACACAUUUGUGCACUGAAUGCAAAUUUAGAAUACAUGUUGAGUUUUGUUAUCCUUUCACAAGCGGGUCUGACCAUCAUAACAUCCUAAUAACAUAAACAUAUCAUCCUUUUUGCAAAUGUAAUUUGUGGGAGAUUAAACAAAAUAAAUCCUAAAUGCAUUACGGGACCGUGUGGCACAUCCAAUAUGGCGGACGAGCUGACGGUCUACAGAGCAGAGGCGCUCGAUGAGUCUAUAUAUUGUAUUGUCGACAGAGGGCGCUGUGGUGCACAUUCCCCUUCCAUGUGACACUCAUCUGUCACAGUGGUUGUCCAAAGGAACCGUGGCUUCCAAGCUUCUGCAAAGUUACCAUUUGAUACCAUGUCGCUGUACCGAAAUGCCAUCUGGUUUUUAAACGGAAUGCACCAUUAUACAAGGAAGGGAUAUGAAGCAGCUUCUCAAAACUUUGAACCCCAGGACCUGGAUGUGUCGGUCGUGGGGAGGUCUUUUAUGGUCACUGGAGCCAAUAGUGGGAUUGGGAAAGCCACUGCCAUGGCUAUAGCCAAGAAAGGUGGGAGAGUGCACAUGGUCUGCAGGAACAAAGAUAAAGCAGAGGAAGCCAAGGUUGAUAUUAUUAAUGAAUCUGGGAAUACUGAGGUGUACGUCCAUAUCGUGGACUUGUCCGAAUCACGCAAAGUGUGGGAAUUUGCAGAAGCCUUCAAGAAGCAGUAUCCAUCUUUACAUGUCUUGAUAAACAAUGCAGGCUGCAUGAUACACAAGAGGGAGGUGAACGCCGAAGCCCUGGAGAAGAACUUUGCAAUCAAUACGAUGGCAAUGUAUCUUCUCACGGAAAGUCUCGUACCACUUCUACAAAACAACCGGCAUCCCAGGGUGAUCACUGUGUCAUCAGGGGGGAUGCUGGUCCAGAAGCUCCAGACUGAUGACUUGCAGUCAGAGAAAGGAUACUUUGAUGGUCUCAUGGUCUACGCCCAGAACAAGAGACAGCAGGUGGUGCUGACGGAACAGUGGGCCAGAGAGUACCCGGAUAUUCACUUCUCUGUGAUGCACCCUGGCUGGGUCGAUACACCAGCAGUGUCCACGGCGAUGCCUCAGUUCCACAGUAUGAUGGGCCAGAGACUGCGCAGUCCAGAGCAAGGAGCCGACACUGCGGUAUGGUUGGCCCUGUCCAAAGCUGCUGGCGAAACCCCCAGCGGGCAGUUUUUUCAAGAUCGGAAGGCCGUCCCAACCCACCUGCCUCUUGCUUGGACUCGCAGUUCCACAGUGGAGGUUCUGACUUUCAUCUCUCAGCUGGAGAUGCUGGCCAAAGCUGUGCAGUCAAAGCCUUUUGGAGUGCUUAGUGAUCCACUGGGGCCCCAGCGUAUCCCAAGUGUCGUAAAUGUUGAUUAUUAAAAAUAAUUAAAUCAAGUCAUGGAGAAUGAGA